AUGGGUGCCAUCGACGCCGUUAGGCGUGGUUUCUCUCCUCCCUGGGUAGACGCGGUGGUUUCCAUUGCGCCAGUCGAGCUUCUCGAAACAAGGGAACUGGCGCUUUUGGCUGUGCACCCUGAUGGAAGUGUCACGGCAUGGUCACCGCAGGAUCCUAGCGUUCUGCUGAUGCGCAAACGACCCAUGGAUGUCUCUUGUGUCGCGACAACUUAUGAAACGGUACAGCACAGCUCCCUGGCAUGGUUUGGUGCAUCGACUACUGUACAGUGCUGCCGCGCCCGUUGUGGUGAGGGCAGGCACGUUCAUCUCCAGCUUCUAUACCACCUGCGACUGGAUGUCGUCUCAGGUAUACGGGAGUUGCAUACCGACGGAGCUUCGCUCGUUGCAGUUAUCAACUGUGACUCACCUGAAGUGAUCUUUUGGCCUGCCAUUGGGCAUGUAGUCAACGCCCAUAAUAUUGAGGAGCAGGCAGAGCGUUGUGUCUUCCGUCGCAUAUUUGGUUCCCAGGCAACGUUCGUGGGUACAGUGCUUGGGGACGCGUCCUCGUUGCUCCUGACAGAGGACACGGUUUGGAUCGGUUGCACGAGCGGUGCCCUUGUCUUGGUAGAUGGGAAAGAUACUGAAUUGGAUGGCAAUCCAUUGUUUAACCUUCGCACGGCGGGGGCGUGUUCUGUGACGGCCUUGGCAUUGUUAUCACACCCUUUACACAAUUCCGUGGUGGCAAGUGGAUUAGAAAAUGGGGAUAUCAUUUUGUGGUCAGCGCGCGAUGGGGCGCAGCUUGGGCAAUACUUUGUACAUGCCGGUGCAAUUUGCUCCAUGGCAUACUUGCCGUGGUGUGUGGGGCUGUGCACUGUCAGUGCGACGCGAGAGGUGUUUUUCUGGGGGUGGCAGGAAACACCUGGUUUUUUACUACUUGUGGAGUGUGGCGUUCUCGGCGAUGACAUGGGGUCAAGUGCGCCACGGUGUUUGUGCCCCUUACGUGACACGGAGCUGCUGGCUUGCGGGGGCGAAGCAUCCCACAUAUUGCGUUGGAAGCCGCAGGAAAAGCCGGAUGCCGUGGCGGAACUUCUUUCAACUCUGCCGCCUGUUCUUACCGGUCGUCCGCAGCUGCCGCCAGGGGAACUGCCGCACCUCCGGGCUGAACCCCGUUCACGGCGGGAGUCUGCCACCGCCGACGAGACGGACCUGCGAAAUACCCAUCACAAUGCCCUCGUCACUCGCAUGGGCGCUUAUGGGCCACCAAGAAAAGGGGGCGAAGCAGAAGUGGAGGUUUCCCACCAGGGCACGCAGACCUCAGCCUCCGUGCAACUGCCUGCCGACGCUGUUGAGAGCAGUUACCUGGUGGCGGACCUAAAGCUGCAGCUGAGGGCGGCGCAGCAGCAACGCGAUCAGUUAUUGGAGAAACUGAGUGAACUGGAAAAGGCUGGGCAAAGGCCAAAAGAGCUGUCCGAAGCAGAGUCGACGUCCUCAGGAGAGGAAAACGCGGCGCUGGCGAGCUGCACUGCGAGGCUGGGCUCCAAGUUGGACGAAGAGGGGCGGCAUCGGCCUCCCCAACGCGCACUGAGAGCGGACAAAAUGGUGGGCACAAGCGACAAUCCAUCGGGGCGGCAAGUCUUCCUCUAUGCCGUCCCACAAUCGGACCGUGGCACCCAAGCGCCCUCGUGCGGCAUGAGCCCCUGCAUGGGAGAAACGAAGCAGCAGCAGAGAAGGGAGGAGAACGGGAAGGAAAUGACACUGCCAGUGAUGAGUUGUUGUUCUUUGAGACAGUCGCCGCCGCGGUGUUUUUUAGAAACGCCCGAGGAGUUCUCUUCUGGGACAGUGCGGUUGCGUAAUGCCCCUACGGAUGAACCAACACAGCAAUCUGCUCUGGCGAAUGCUUUGGCCUCUAACCAUUAUGGGACCUCACACCCGUUGAGUGCUGUCCCAAGUCAGUUGCUGCAGGAGGAAAAAGAAGGCACCGGUUUGGCGUGCAUUGUGGAGGCCUUACAGGUGCAGCUGUCACUUAUGGAGGUUCUGUUGCGGAAUUACCGGGAAGCAUCUGCCGCAACAGAUUCUCUCCAGUUUUACUCCACAAAUAUUUUAUCAGAUGUGUAUUUAAUGACACGAGAUAUUUUGGGUGCUGAAGCGGGCUCAGCCAUCGUACAAGAGGCGUUGGAAGGCAUGCCGCUCUCAAACGAAAUUGAGGUGAUCCGCAAACUCUUCCUCAUUCUCUGUCAUAGGUGUCGUGCCACUUUGACGCAGCUGCCGCCCCGGUCGAAGUAG
Molecule: messenger RNA, 2262 nt
Organism: Trypanosoma conorhini
Lineage: Eukaryota; Euglenozoa; Kinetoplastea; Trypanosomatida; Trypanosomatidae
Exons: 1
Coding region: 1-2262 (753 amino acids)
Molecular function (GO): protein binding
Source: RefSeq, a predicted model, not a curated record